Messenger RNA from Symbiodinium pilosum, 816 nucleotides. The record is from the annotation of a GenBank genome assembly. Lineage: Eukaryota; Dinophyceae; Suessiales; Symbiodiniaceae.
AUGCUGAAACGAGAUGACGGUGCUGAACUCUCUGCCAUCCUGAAAGAUGAGCAGCCUGACAUCACAUUCCUGCAGGAGCACAAGUUCCAAGACAUACACGUCCCGAAGCACGAGCCUGACGUGUUGCGUAUAUUCGACGAAGCCUGUGCUGACAAGGGACCCCACCGUGCGACUUGGGCGGUCUCACUGCAGCGGAAAGGUUACUCUGGCACUUGUGCCAUUUACCAUUCCGAUGCCGGAGGAGGAGUCGUGGAUGCAAGCACCGGUGUAGUUGGCAAGGUUGAGCAGGCCGAGGGCAGGAGUGUUUCCUUGGCAUUGAACUGCGGGCUCACGGUGGUUGGCGUCUACGUCCCAAACUCCGGCCAACAACUGGCACGCCUGGCUUACAGAGUGAAUGAGUGGGACAAGAGCUUGCGCAGCUACUUGGGACAGGCCAGAGGCCGUGGUGGUGUCGUCUUGUGCGGAGACCUAAACGUCGCGCACCAGGACCUAGACAUUUGGAAUGCGGCUGAACCCCGGAUUCUGAAGCAAGCUGGCACCACAGCAGAGGAGAGGGCAAGUUUCAGCCGUUUCCUCUCGGAGUUAGACAUGGUCGAUGCUUUCCGCUGGUUGAAUCCUGAAGCUGCAGGCAUGUACACCUACUGGAGUCGUAGACAUAGACUGCGGCCGGUGAACAAGGGCCUGCGCCUAGACUACUUCCUUCUUAGCCGAUUUAUUGCUGAGGGCACGACCCAGGUCACUCUCCAAGACUGCCGUAUUCUGAGCAAGUAUGGUGGCAGUGACCACUGUCCAGUUGUGUGUUCCAUGUUCAUAUAG